CAAUCAAAACCGAGAACCCAACUUUUUACGUCGCUUCCCAGGAAAACAAUUUAGUGAAGUUUGGAAGGAAACCGAAUCGGACAUCUACAGUCAUAUCAAUAAACUGAACUGUAACAAUGGCAUUGCCGAAAUGGGAGAGAAAGACGCGGGUAUUUCUCUGCGUGUUCGGUUUGUUCUUGUCUGUUUAUGCGCUUCACGUCGAGCUGUCCCGAGAAAGUAACCCAGAUUACAGAGCGAUGUGCGACCUGGGGGAGUCGGUGAGCUGCUCCAAGGUUUUCACCUCCAGAUGGGGACGUGGCUUUGGUUUGGUCCAGUUUUUUGUUGCCGCAGAUAACCCUCUGAACCAGCCCAACAGUGUGCUUGGCAUCAUAUUUUACACUCUGCAGAUGGGCCUGGGUCUGUCUCUGUCCAAAAAAGCAGCAAUGUUGUUGGUCUUCUUCUCCUGGGUGUCUGUGGCCGGCUCACUCUACCUUGCAUCUAUUCUCGCCUUUGUUCUGGGGGAUUUCUGCAUGGUCUGUGUGUCAACAUAUAUUGUCAACUUUGCGUUGCUCUUCACCAACAUCAAACGUAGAAGAGCGUUUGAAGGAGUGAAGGAAAAGGCUGGAUAAAAAGGGACACUUGUGAAAUUCUACACCUGAAGCCUCACUGGAUCUGAAAGCACGUUGUCUUCCACAGUUCUUCUGCAUGCUGUUCAGACCUUGCAGAGAAACAGGACUGGAUAUGCAUCAAUGAAAAUGUACAUGAUGAUCUUUAGUACAGAAACCUGUAAGAGCUGCUGUCAUUUUUGUAUAAGAAUGUGCAUUUGUGAUGGUGAAUACACAUCUUUGAACACUAACUCUUGUCUCAUGUGAUUAAGGCCUGGCUUGUGAAGAAAUGUAAGAUCCUAAAAAUGGGAAUACAUGAAUCCACAUUUUAAAAUACUAGGUGGUAAAACAAUGAAGAGACAUGCAGUUACUCAGUGUACCCAGGAGAUAGAGCCAAAAAGCACGAGAUAAUCAGGGUGAAUGUAGAGGUAAAGUGUUAUUUUGAAACCACAGUAUUCACAUGGUUAAACAAACAUGUAAUGUGAUAUGGUCUUCAGAAAUAAAAUGGCUAACUGCUUGCUUACCAGGUA
Molecule: messenger RNA, 1114 nt
Organism: Gymnodraco acuticeps
Lineage: Eukaryota; Metazoa; Chordata; Actinopteri; Perciformes; Bathydraconidae
Gene: vkorc1
Product: vitamin K epoxide reductase complex, subunit 1
Exons: 3
Coding region: 117-608 (163 amino acids)
Biological process (GO): peptidyl-glutamic acid carboxylation; vitamin K metabolic process
Molecular function (GO): vitamin-K-epoxide reductase (warfarin-sensitive) activity
Source: RefSeq, a predicted model, not a curated record